GUGCUACGCGGACUGAUGGGAGGGGUGGAGGUUGUUAUCGCGAGUUUUGUGGGGUAAGCCUAGAAGUGGAGCGGAAUUUGAACUCGGCGAGCGGAGCCGGAGCCCCGUUGCGGGCCGGGCCAGAGCCUACAGGUCCAUUCAGUCCUAAUUCUCUAAGAUUGUUUACAUUUACGGGAGAUGAUACCUGCUGCUUAUUUACAACGUCUCCUGAAAAUGAGAACAGGCAUUCACGUGGCACGGUUGUAGACAGCGAUGCAAGGUAUUUCCAUGCCAGACUUCCAAAAGAAGCUGGAGGGAGAAAAUAAAAUGGAGACGGAGGCAGUUUCUAAUCUUCGUCGCCAACUGAAGGAAGCAGAAGAUGAGCGGAGAAAGGCAGCACAAUAUGGCUUGCAUAUACUGGAGCAACAAAAUGAGAUGCAGAAUCAGUUAGAUGAGCUACGGAGUGAAUUGAGCACCAAAACUGAGAAAUUUGAACAAGACAAGUAUUCACUUCAGAGAGAAGUUGAGCUCAAGAAUAGAAUGUUGGAAAGCUUGAGCUUUGAAUGUGAUGCUCUUAAGCAGCAACAAAAUGUGCAACUGGACAAACAGCGAGAACAACUUGAAAGAAUCCACGGACAAGAAAUCAGUCAACUUAAAGACAAGUUGGAGAAGUUGAAAGCAGACCUAGAUGAAACCCGACUAAGUGAGAAACAACUAAAGCACAAAGUGGAACAUCAAAAGGCAGUCAUUAAUGCUAAAUCGGAAGAAUUGCACAUGAUGUCUGAACGUGUACAUGAAACCAUGUCUUCAGAAGUGCUAAAUCUCCAGAUUGAACUAACGGAACUUGAAAGUGUGAAGGCCAGUGUUGAAGAGAAGAUGAAUGAAUUGCAAUACAGUAAAGAGCAACUAGAACUUGCGAACAGCAACCUACGCAACCAGUUGGAACGCCUUCAAGGAGAAAAAGAAGAGAGAGAAAAGGAAAUAGUUUCUUACUACAAUGCAUUAGAGAAAGCUCGUGAAGCUAACCAGGCACUUCAAGGUCAGCUGGAUCAUGCACUGGUUCAGGCUUUGGACCCUACCAGUAAAGGCAAUUCUCUGUUUGCAGAGGUGGAGGACCGUAGGGCAGAAAUGGAACGUCAGCUGAUCAGUGUGAAAGUAAAAUAUCAAUCACUACAAAAACAGCAUGCAUUCACUAGAGAACAAUUGCAAAGAAUGAAGCUACAAAUGGCUACGCUGCUUCAGAUGAAAGGUUCUCAGGCAGAACUUGAGCAGCUAGAACGCUUGCAGUCAAUGUUAGAACAAAAGAAUGGUGAAAUAGAAGAUCUUCUAAUGAAAGUGAGGCAACUGGAGAAAUGUAAGAAUUUAUAUGAGAACAUGAAAGAAUCAAAACCUUCUAGUAGCAGUUCAAUCGGUGGAGAAUUUGAAGAUGGCUAUUAUACAGAUCUGCUUCAAAUGAAACUUGAGAACUCCAAUAAGGAGACCGAAACUUUGAGAAACGAACUAUCCUUACAGAGGAUGAAAGCUUUAUAUGAGAGCCAGAGGGUUCUGGAGGUAGAAAGGAAGCUUUUUGCCAAUGAGAGGCAACUGCAGGUAUGCCAAAGUGAGAACAUGAACUUGCGAGUUAUGCUGGACGAGCUGAAAAUGAAGUACGAACCUGAAGAAUUAAUUAAAAUCCCUAAAAGCAUAAAAAGGAGGGAGAAGAUUCCAGUGGACAUGACUUCUGAACCUGGAGAUAGCAAAAAUGCUACAGUAGAGAAAACUACUCACUUUUCAUCUCAAAAUAAGGAAGAAAGAAAGAUAUGUACCAAAAACUUGGAUCCAAGUGAUGAUCCUCAAAGAAAAUAUGUACUUGUGGCAGCACCAGUGAACAUCACUCCGCUUCCCGCAACAGAACAAAGGGCUGAACCCGAGAAGGAUAGGAAAAGAGUUAAAAUUAAAGAGAACAUCAAAGGUUCAAGUGAAAGAAAUGGAAAUAACUCUCUAACUCCAGCUGCCUCCAGGUUAACAGCUGGAUCCAGACUUGAAACUGUGGAAAAUGAAGACCUGAGUGAAAAAACAAUCAAGCCUGAGAAGAAAACAUACACUACAUUAUAUGUGUCUUCUAAACCAACUCCUGAAACACAAUGUCCUCAGCAAUAAAACUGUUUUUCCAGAGCAAAUCUGGAAACUUAGUCUUGCCUUAAAGAGUCUGUUGUGAAGCAAUGAAUACAUAGUGUACCAUUUUUAAUGUACGUAUACUUUGAAUUUUAAGAAACCUGUGUAUCUGCCUUCUGUUUCAUGAACAAUUAUUAAUAUUAUGGCUUCUAUUAUGCAGGGUUCUCACCAUCCCUAUUUGGUUAACCUCAGAAGUGCCACAAAAAUAAAUUCUCUUUGGUAACUUGACCCAAAAUGUUGUCUCAUGCUGAAUUUUAGUUAAGACCCUAAUCAUUAGUUGCUUUGGGUUUCCAAAAGUGUAGCUCAGUUCAGAAUGACUAGAGUUGACUAUAGACAUCCUGUGAAGCUAUAUAAUAAAUACAGAUAUAAGCCGAGUAGGACUGCAUAUUUCUCUAGUGAAUAAACUAUUGUGACACUGGACUGAUGGAAGGGAAGAUAGAGAGAACAAUAAAUACUAAUGUUGUUAAAUUCCUAAAGGUUGUUUUAAUUGUUUUAAAUGGGCACCUUUCAAAGCUACAUUUUCCCCCAGUGUGUAGCAAUUUCUGAUUUUCAGCACACCCUAUAUACUUAAAUCACACAUUUAACAUUUUCUUUAAAAGUCAUGUGAAUGUGGGGU
Trachemys scripta elegans is the source of this 2749-nucleotide messenger RNA. It is a transcript of the gene SPDL1, whose product is annotated as spindle apparatus coiled-coil protein 1. Gene Ontology annotation, molecular function: kinetochore binding. The record is from RefSeq and is a predicted model, not a curated record. NCBI's taxonomy places the organism in Eukaryota, Metazoa, Chordata, Testudines, Emydidae. Gene Ontology annotation, biological process: establishment of mitotic spindle orientation; mitotic spindle assembly checkpoint signaling; protein localization to kinetochore. Gene Ontology annotation, cellular component: spindle pole; outer kinetochore. The transcript is spliced from 13 exons. Bases 253 to 2118 code for a protein of 621 amino acids.